UGGAACGUUUGUCGCCACUGCCGUUGGGGGUAAUGGCACUUUCGACAAGUCGUUCGUUGCACGUGUAUGUACGUUUCGUUGUGUUUACGUCUUCUAUUCUGCCCGAGACCAUCCCUCCUCGUCGACGCGGGCGCAUCAACGAGAGGAUGAUCACGAGCGAUGCGCUCGCAUCGAACAUCGUCUAGGAAGACCGCCGUUUCGUCGACCUUACGUCCGCGAUUUUUCGCCGAGUGUCGAGGUCGCGCGCGGUAGCGUAGCAGUAACAGUAGUGCCGCAACAGCAGCAGCAGCAGCAGCAGCAGACGCAACGGCAGGCCGACGUCGUCCCGCGAAGAUCUUCGUAACCUCCCUACUGAGGUGUUCUCAUCCCGCCAGCUUGUCGUAAGAGAGACGCCCGAGAGCGUAAGAGAGAGAUAUACAUAGAGUGAGAAUCGUUUUGGCCGAAAUCAAAUCUCCGCGAGUCUUAGAAUCUGCACGGUAGCUUUCUAUAUAACCGGCUCGAUGAGCGACGGUAAGCAGGUAGGUGAAACUCCCAGUAGCGAGGUUGCUAAUCGAUUUCGAAGCUGUAGGGAUCUGAGCGACAUUGUACCGUUGUACCCGUCGCACGCGCUUUAUCUGAAACCGCUUGCCAAAGUUAACGUGUCGGUCAGUCUGCCCCAACUGAAGACUCCAGGCAAAACGAUAUCGACAUGGGAGGUAAUGGAGAAGAUACGCGCGCUUAUACUGCCGGACGAAUUUGCAUCCCUGAAAGUAGCCAAGAGCACCCUGGAGUUCAUUCGGCUGGAGGGCGACCUGCGGGACCGAUGCAGGUUGCUGAGGGUGUUGGCCAGGCUGGACUUGCAGCACCUCAAUCUGGCCGGGUUCCCCAAUGUCCUCAAGGUCCGCGCGGCCGAGGCGAAGGACGACUUCCCAAACAGACACAGCUGGAACUCCUAUUUCAGGGAUGCAAAACACAUGAACGAGUUGAAGGCCGGCGAGAGACCGGACACUAUCCAUAUUACCGGUCUGCCGGUUAAGUGGUUCACCGAGGACAACGCGAGCGUACCGAGCGAGGCGCUCGUCACCAAGAUCUUUAAGAAAUGGGGCACGCUGAGGAGGGUCGAUGUACCUGCCGCGGAUACCUACAGAUCCAGGAUGCGGCUCGGUAACAACAUUCACAAAUUCAGCUACGAGGACGGCAUAUUUUUCGACGUGUACGUACAGUACGUCGAAUAUAUGGAUUUUGUCAGAGCGAUGGACGCUCUGCGCGGCAUGAAACUGCUGAAGAAGGAUGGUCAGAAUUCCCUGACCGCGACAAUAAAGGUUGAUUUUGACAAGACCAAACACAUGAGCGACAGCUCGGUAUCGCAUCGGGACUUCGAGAGAAAGCGUUUAAUAGCACAGGAUAAUUUAGCGGCGGAGAAACUUCGAAAAAGAGAGGAAGCGGAGAAGAAACGGCUAGAGGAACUAAAAAAAAAGGAAGAGACGGAUUCGCUAGCGAAAACAGACCGACGACAAAAGCGGGAAGAGAAACGAAAGCGAAAGGCCCUCACAAAGUUUCGUAAGCAAGAAGAGGACAAAGUUUCGAUGAAGAUCGCUAGGGAAGAACAAAAGUUGAUAAAAGCUCAAAGGCAGUUGGAAAGCAUACGAUUAUUGGACGAAUUGUUUGACAGGAUAAAGACGAAAGUGGAGAAGAAAGAGAUCAAGUUGAAUCAGAACAUCGUAAAAAAGAACGAAACAAAAAACGAUCAGACGAGUGAAAAUGCUAAGAAAGUAGAUUCGGAAAAUGACAAAAAAAAUAAAGACAAGCAGAUCAAAAAGAAGAAAACAAAAAAAGAGAAAAAGAAUAAGAAAAAGCGGAAGAAAACGCAGAAGAAAAGGAAAAAAGGUGACGAUUCCGCUUCGGGUAGCACGACCGAGGAAGAAUCGGAUAAAGAGACAAGUAAGAAAAAACUCAAGAGUGUCUUGAUAAAAAACGGCGGUGCGACUUCGUCCACAGGUGCCGUAUCAACCACAAAUCUUCCUUAUGAUUAUUCUGAUUCGAUAUCGAUGCAGAGGAUACCAAUGUUACCAUUCCACACAUUGCGAAUGUCGAAGUAUGGGAGAUCUCAAAUGAUUCGGUCGCCAAUGUCGGAAUAUUCGAUGUCAAUUCAUCAUCCCAUGUUACCUGUGAGCAGAGGUCGAGGAUUUCCGCGAUACGAAAUGAACUAUGCGCUGACAAAUCCUUAUUUGUAUAAUGGACAAUACUACGAGUAUUUUACAAAUCUGGUCGAACGAGACACGAAGCGGAAAUCGAGGGUGCGCGACCGCCGAAAAUCAAGAAGUAGAUCCAUUUCGAGAACGAGAACCAAGUCGCGUUCCAAGACGAAAUCUAGGAGUGUCUCCGGAUCGCGUAGUAGGAGACGCAACAAUUCGCGCUCCAAGAGUCGUGGCAGAAGGUCAAAGUCAAGAUCCAGAUCGCGAUCACGAAGAUCGAGAUCACGAUCGCGUAAAUCAAGAUCGCGAUCGCGCAGAUCUAGAUCCCGCUCACGUAAAUCGAGAUCGCGAUCACAUCGUUCGAGAUCUCGAUCUAAAAAUCGCUCUAGAUCACGUGACCGCCGAAAAUCGACGAGUAGAUCCGCAUCAAGAAAGAGAACCAGGUCAAGAUCGAGCUCUAAAACGAAGCGGAAGAACGACAAAUCUAGUAGAUCAAAGUCCAACUCCAGAACGCGUCGUUCUAGGUCGAGACGAAAAUCCAGAAGCCGCUCCAAGUCCCGCAACAGGAAUCGUUACAGGGGCAAGCGCGGCGAGAGAUUGUCUUCCGUCGUCAGAGUCACGCGGGCUAAAUCACGACCCACAUCACCCAGACGGAGAUCACCCAGUAGUUCUUGGUCUAUGCCAAAAUCACCAGGUCGUAGAAGUUGCUCUUGGUCGAGAACUGCCUCUGCUAAUAAUAUUAACGAGCAAGACGUAAACAAGAAAUCCGAAGAACCUGUUCAAGAAGAGACAACGAAGACAACGGAAACGCAGAAAGAAACGAAUUGAUAAGACUUAGUACUGAUUUUGUUGAGUUGCAUCGAGAAGAAACUUUUUAAAGCUACUGCUAUAUAGGAAAUUAUCAAAUACAAACUUCUGCACUAGUACGAAUAUCUAAAUUUAUUUGGUACAGAUAAAACUUUCUCCUUGUACAAAACAUGUAAAUAAUUAUGUUAUGCAGUCUUCUUUACGUAUUUUUAUAUUUAUAACUUUUCAAGAGUUAUCAUUCUAUACAUUGGCUAAUAUGAUAACAUUAAUUUGAAAGAAAAUAUUUUAAUUUGAAUGAUUUCAUCAAUGUAAACAUGAGAUAAUGACAUAUUAAAGUAUAUAUAAAUAUUUAAAAAAUCUAUAUGCACACUUUAAUAUGUAUACAGGAUGUCAGACUCGUUAGUAGCCAAACUAAAAAUUACGGUAGAUUGGGUUAAACUAAGAAGAAAAGUCAUGUACCGUUUUGCAAAAUUAGCAAUAGUUAUCACGUAAUCGAUAAAAUCUACCGUAAUUUUUAGUUUGGCUACUAACGAGUCCGACACCCUGUGCAUAUAUAUAAUUAUAUAAAGUAUUUUUUCAUGAAAAAAGUUCUGUUUAUUACUCAUUGUUCUGCGCUUAAAUUCAAAGAUUAAAAAAACUACUUUGAAAAAGAGUUGCACAAAACUAAUAUACUUAUUAGUAUUAUAUAAUUGUCUCAAAUAUAUUUAGACAUUUUCGUGUAUACAAGGUGAUUCUAUUAUAAUAACCAGGUGACUUAGUAAAUGCAACUGCAUUUUCUGUAUAGAAUUGUGUACCUUUUUUUACAUAAAUAGACUUCUCAUUAUUUUGAACUGAUAAAAAGUGUUGAAUUAAAAAAAGUUUUUGUAAUUCAACUAUAUGCGACGGUUACAGGCUGUCAAGCAAACAUUUGUUAAAGAUAAAAGCUUUUCUAUCAUUUCUUUCCUACCGUAAAAGAUUUAUAACUGUUCAAUUACUAGAAUCACUCUGUAUACGAACAUUCUUGUUGAGUGUCUAGGCAAAUAUAUUUCGUACUCUUCGUCAGAUUGCAAGAAAAUAAAUUUGAGGGAAACGGAAUUAAAUGUGUCUUUAGAGAAAUGAUAUUGGUAUGAGAAGUGUUCAAUUCAACACACGUGAAAAUCAAUGACGUACACGUAGGCAUAUUAAAAAGAAGAAAUACAUUUUAUUACAAACA
This is a messenger RNA of Vollenhovia emeryi, 4173 nucleotides long. It is a transcript of the gene Xe7, whose product is annotated as A-kinase anchor protein 17A. NCBI's taxonomy places the organism in Eukaryota, Metazoa, Arthropoda, Insecta, Hymenoptera, Formicidae. The transcript has 8 exons. The record is from RefSeq and is a predicted model, not a curated record. Bases 501 to 3002 code for a protein of 833 amino acids.